AUGAGCAACAACUUACCCCAGGCAUCCAAGGGAAAUGACAGCAAGAGGUUCAAAAUGGAUAGCAGGAGAACUGAGGGCCCAUCAAGAGUGAUCCACAUCCACAGGCUGCCAGGCAGUGUCACUGAAAGUGAAGUUCUCUCUCUGGCGCUGCCGUUCGGGAAGGUGUCCAACCUACUGUUCCUAAAGGGGAAGAACCAGGCCUUCAUGGAGAUGAACACAGAGGAGGCCUCCAACACCAUGGUCAACUACUACACCUGGGUGACUCCUAUGCUACGUGGGCAGCCUGUCCACGUCCAGUUCUCCCGCUACAAAGAGCUCAAGGUGAGCAGAUCCCGAAGCCAGUUGGGUGGCCCUGGCCAAGCAGGUGUCUCUGGCCAGGUGGAAGUCCCUGGCCAGGUGGACGCUUCUAUCCAGGCAGAUGCCUCCAGCCAGUUGAACGACCCCAGCCAGGUGGUUGCCCAUCCAUGCCAGGCGAGUACCUCCAGGCAGGUGGGUGCACAGCCAGCCCUGUCAGCUUCUGAGACCUCAGACGGAGCAGGAAAUGUGGCCUCCGCCACCCCUGCUGCUGCUGCUGCAGUGGACACAGAGAUGGUGGUGGCCAGGCACAGCCCUGUGCUCAGGAUCCUUGUGGAGAAUUACUUCUAUCACGUGACGUUGGAAGUGCUGCACCAGCUCUUCUCCAGGUUUGGCACGGUACUGAAAAUCAUCAUAUACACUAAGAACAGCCGGUUCCAGGUGCUGUUACAGUAUGCUCACCCGCUGAGUGCCCAGCGUGCCAAGCUGUUCUUGGAUGGGCAGAACAUCUACGACGCGUGCUGCACACUGCGCAUUGCCUUCUCUGGGCUCACUGACCUCACAGUCAAGUACAACAACGACAAGAGCCGUGACUACACGCGCCCAGACCUGCCCUCGGGUGACAGCCAGCCCUUGCCAGCCCAGAACACGACCACAGCCUUCGGUGCACCUGUUGUGAUCUCAGCUUCUCCAUAUGCAAGCCCUGGAGUACCUCAUCACUUUGCAAUUCCUCAAGCCACAGGCCUUGCACUCCCAGGGGUUUGUAGGGCCCUGGCCCCCCUGACUGUACCCGAAGCAGCCGUGGCAGUGGCCACAGCUGGAGCAGAGAGGUCAGUCGUCACCUCAGGCUCCCCAAGUGUGGCGAAUGCCGUUCUUCUGGUUGCCAACCUCAACCCUGAGAAAGUCACACCCCAAAGCCUCUUUAUCCUGUUUGGUGCCUACGGCAAUGUGCAGCGGGUGAAGAUCUUGUACAAUAGGAAGGAGAACGCGCUAGUGCAGAUGGCAGAUGGGAGCCAGGCUGAGCUGGCCUUGAAGCACCUGAAUGGGCACAAGCUGCACGGCAAGUCUCUGUGCAUCAUGCCAUCGAAGCACCAGAGCGUGAAGCUGCCCCGGGAGGGCAAGGAGGACCAAGGCCUCACCAAAGACUACGUCAACUCGCCACUGCACCGCUUUAAGAAGCCCGGAUCCAAGAACUUCCAGAACAUCUUUCCGCCCUCUGCCACCCUGCACCUCUCCAACCUCCCCACCUCGGUCUUGGAGGAAGGCCUCAAGAGACUCUUCUCCAGCAACGGGCGUUCUGUCAAGGCUUUCAAGUUCUUCCCAAAGGACCGCAAGAUGGCGCUGAUCCGGAUGGGGUCUGUAGAGGAGGCCAUACAGGCCCUGGUCGACCUGCAUGGUCAUGCACUGGUCCCCAACCAACACCUGCGAGUCUCCUUCUCCAGGAUCACCAUCUAG
This is a messenger RNA of Phodopus roborovskii (desert hamster), 1749 nucleotides long. Its product is annotated as polypyrimidine tract-binding protein 1. Gene Ontology annotation, biological process: regulation of RNA splicing; regulation of cell differentiation; mRNA processing. The record is from RefSeq and is a predicted model, not a curated record. Lineage: Eukaryota; Metazoa; Chordata; Mammalia; Rodentia; Cricetidae. Gene Ontology annotation, molecular function: mRNA binding. The coding region runs from base 1 to 1749 and encodes 582 amino acids. Gene Ontology annotation, cellular component: nucleus. The transcript has a single exon.